This is a messenger RNA of Coregonus sp. 'balchen', 15612 nucleotides long. The record is from the annotation of a GenBank genome assembly. NCBI's taxonomy places the organism in Eukaryota, Metazoa, Chordata, Actinopteri, Salmoniformes, Salmonidae.
AUGGGCGAAGGCAGGGCUCGGUUCUGCUUUGGUUGGACCCGGGCUCGCUGUCAAGAACAAGACAAAGGUGUGUCGGACCCUGGGAGGGAGCCGGAAACGCGAGAGAGAUGGGCCGAACUGUUCGACCAACUGGACCUCAAUAAAGACGGUAAAGUCGACAUCAACGAGCUGAGGAUAGGACUCGCUGCCCGCGGUUUACUUCGCAGUGACGCGGAGGAGGUGAGAGGAACAGUGAUGAUGGCGGUAUUUCCAAUAGACAUGGGUAUCCCUUGGAUUAUAGCCUGCGUGGCACUAGCUAUUAUUAUACGUAUUGGCACAUUAAUUGUGUGUGUGUGUGUGUGUGUGUGUGUGUGUGUUUGGACGUGUUUAACAAUUAUUGUGGGGACCAGAAGUCUCCACAAGAAUAGUAAACGAACAAAAAUCUGACCAACUGGGGACAUUUUGUUGGUCCCCACAAGGUCAAAUGCUAUUUCUAGGGGGUUUAGGGUUAAGGUUAGAAUUAGGUUUAGGGUUAGGAGCUAGGGUUAGUUUUAGGGUUAGGGUUAGGAGUUAGGGUUAGGGUUAGGAUUAAAGUUAGGUUUUUGGGAUAAGGUUAGGGUAAGGGUUAGGUUUAGGGUUAGGGUUAGGUUUAGGGUUAGGGGUUAAGGAAAAUAGGAUUUUGAAUGGGACUGAAUUGUGUGUGCCCACAAGGUUAGCUGUACAAGACUGUGUGUGUUCUUGGCUGAGUAAGGAGUAAGAAAAUAAUGUCCUGUAGAACAACACAAACUGAUCAUACAGAUAGAGUAUGUAUGACAUAGGCCAGGGGUUCCCAAACUUUUUAGGGCUGGGUACCCCUUUUCUGAUAGCAAAUUCAUCAGGGACCCCCUCAAAAUCAGAAAACAACUCAGACUUUAGAGUGAGUUAAAAAUAGCAUACAAGGAGUUUUAUGACUGCUGCAGUGCAUGGCCAGACUUACCAAGAAUUCGGCCCUGGAAAGUAACAUUUAAGCCUCCCCUAAUUUCCUGCAAUCUAUUUUCCCAUUGGGCAGAGAGACAAUUUUGCAGUUUUAAAGCUUAAAUUACAGUGAAUUUAUGUUCAAAACAACAUUUUUAUGGAAUACAAUAAGUAUUUAGUUGAAAACUGGAUGAUUGAUGGAGUACUGUGGAUCCCUGUGAGCCUCCCAGGCCCUGUUGUGCAUUUAAGGGUAUAUUGUAGGUGAAUAAUAUCACAUUGUAUUGUAUUGCACCCAACUUCUUCCACAGACCCCUUGGCCAAAUUUGUUUAAUCUGUUGUUGCUAUCAAUUACAAAUGUUUUAAUUUUCUUAACGUUUAAACAACACAUUUUUAAAAAUAGUUUUUUCAUUAAAGGUCCCGAACAGUGAAAAUCAUGUUUUUCAUAAAAUGUGAUGAUAUUUGGAUGAAAUCAGUUCGUAGUAGGUUGAUCCAAGUAUGAAAAAUUACUGUAGCUGGUACAUUAACAAAGUUGAUCAUAAAGUUACUGGUCCUCUACCCCAUGUCAAACAUUUGAAUUCAGGAGGCAGGCAUUACUUCUGGCUUUAUGCAACGUCACGUAAAGCCGGAAAUUGUAUACACCAAUGGUAGUGUCUUAUAAUCUUAACUAAUUUAAAUAUGUAACGCCUUAAAACCAUCACAUGUGCGCAUCAUACGGCUUUGUUUACAAACUGUACGAUAGCUCAAGUAGAACGUGCCAGAACGAUAUUGGUAACUAACCCCUUUUCAUCUGUGUGGUAACUUUUAGCUAGCAAGCUACUUACCAUCAUGCUGGGAAAAAACUCACUGUGUCGUGACUGGAUGCCAUAGUGUUAAUUUAACAUUACUCUAUUUUCCGAAGAAUGAAGACAUCCGACAGCGGUGGUUGCUUUCAUUUCAAGUAGACAGGCUCAACCGAAAAUUACGAUCAUAACAACCAUGUGCAGUGCACAUUUCGAGCGAAGUUGCUUUAUCAAUUGGGGAGAACAUUUGAUGGGUCUUGCCAGGAAGCUAAUCCUGAAGAUGGAUGCUGAACCAUUAAUGACAGUGGAUCAGAGGAUCUUGCAAGCACUGACCACAAUGUAAGUAUCAGAGUUUGAUGAGUCUGACACGGUGGCUGUGGCUGUAAAUGGGCUGCUUUGAUGGUAUAUUUUCUGCAACACACCUGAUAGUCACUGUAUGGUUUUUGUUCUUCCAUCCCUAAGCCCCCUACAUUGAGUCUGAAAACUGACAGCACACAGCUGAUACGAAGGAAUGUUGUCCACAAAAUGAAUUCCGGUGAGUAUAGUAUUUGUAAUUUACCCCACAAAUUAACUUUUAACAAGGCACACCUGUUAAUUGAAAUUCAUUCCAGGUGACUACCUCAUGAAGCUGAUUGAGAGAAUGCCAAGAGUGUGCAAAGCUGUCAUCAAGGCAAAGGGUGGCUAUUUGAAGAAUCUCAAAUAUAAAAUAUAUUUUGAUUUGUUUAACACUUUUUUGGUUACUACAUGAUUCCAAAUGUGUUAUUUCAUAGUUUUGAUGUCGUCACUAUUAUUCUACAAUGUAGAAAACAGUAAAAAUAAAGAAAAACCCUUGAAUGAGUAGGUGUGUCCAAACUUUUGACUGGUACUGUACAUUUUAGAAAAUUCUACAUCUACUCGGUCUGCACAUAUUUCCAAGCAACCACCGCAUCAGGAAUGCUGUGAUACAAAAUCAGCUUUCCCAAGGCAAAGAAGGGGGGAUAUGCUGUAAAGCCUGUGAAGACAGACCAAGCGAAGUCAGACCACAGAAGGGGGGAUAUGCUGUAAAGCCUGUGAAGACAGACCAAGUGAAGUCAGCCCAAAGAAGGGGGGAUAUGCUGUAAAGCCUGUGAAGACAGACCAAGUGAAGACGGACCAAAGAAGGGGGAUAUGCUGUGAAGUCUGUGAAGACAGACCCAACAAUACUAUAAAUCAUAGUUAUUCAUUUCAAAUCAAUUGAGCAUUUCAGGCACACACAAAUUCCAAAUACAAACAUUGAAAAGUUUCACAAAAAAGUGCAUGACCAAAUAUUGCGUAUUUCAAAUUGAGUACUUCAAAAACACCAGAAAACACAUUGUAGAAUGAGUACAUUACUACAUCAACAAAUUGAUAGCAUAAUAACUCAGAACAGUAAAUACAACUACAUUAAUUUCACUACCCAUUUAACAAACAUUGCCCUUUUCAAAACCCUUACAGGCUACGUAGACAGGCUCCUGGAUCUCCUCUUCAAUGAGGUCACCCUUGAUCCAGUGCCGUAUGUGGGUAAGCUGUGCUAGCUGUCCAUCCCAGAACUCCUGUCUGCCCAGUGUGAGAGGCCUGAAUAGGAGGAAGCCAUACCUGGAUUUGUCUCCAGCUUCAAUCUUCGGGCUGACUGAAGCCAAGUGGGUGACUGAAGCCCGCUUGAUUGAAGCGUGGUACAUGGGUCCCCCUCCUCUCCCGCUCCCCUCCCCGUCCCAUCAAUCUUUGAAGUUGGUUGCAUUUCCCAAAGCCUAAGUAAUUCACUUUUACGUGAUAUAUCACAUUUUAUUUCUUUGUAUAGUUAUUUUUCUAACAUUCGGAUGGGAGAUGAGUUACAAAUUGUAUGAAUCAAUGGGGUCCUGUACACUGUAGGGUAGCCAGGUGCCUAUAUUAGGGCUUAUGGUUAAAACAAUUUUUUUAUGUCAGAUGAUGUCUCACCAUUAUUUCUCACCUUUAUUUCUCAUGAGUGUCCAUGUUGAUCAAUAUUUCAGCUAUGCUUGCCUAAUGUAAAUUAUCAAAUAAAUGUCUGAUCAAUACAUACAGUACAAUUCUGAACAUAUUGUCAUUUAUAAUGCUAAUGUAGAGGCACCAAUAAAUUGUCCAGUACACUUAUUGUAUGCUGUUUUCAUGUACAUUCCCUUAUGUCUUAGCGUCGACAGUGACUCAGGCUUUGCUAAUUCUGAUGAAGAAGUGUAUCAGUGAACUGUAUUCUGUAAUUAGAACAUUUUGCAGAGAAAAUGGGUUGAGGCAUAAUAUUUAGGCUCGGAAUGACAUGUGGCCCAUUGUUUACCUGGUCAUCAUUGACAUGUGGCCCAUUGUUUACCUUGUUACCUGGCAACGACCACAAGGCUGUUUCAAAGAGCUGUCAGUCAAGGCGAGCUCAUGAAUAUAAGCCCGUUCUGUCAGGCUUCCUGUUAGUUAGAGAUGAGAGAAAAGGUACAAUUUCUUCAAUUCUGAGCAUUUUAAUAGCGUAAAAAUAUUACGGGGGAUGUUUUGGUUAAUUCAAAGGCAAUUUUUACUUGGGAAAUAGGAUGACUGUGCGGGACCUUUAAAAAUAAAAAAUAAUACAAUUCCACAUGCACAAUGCAGAAAAUGGUCCUUUGCGGUCUAAGGCACUGCAUCGCAGUGCUUGAGGCGUCACUACAGACCCGGGUUCGAUCCCAGGCUGUGUCACAGCCGGCCGUGACCGGGAGACCCAUGAGGCGGCGCACAAUUGGCCCAGCGUCGUCCGGGUUAGGAGAGGGUUUGGCCGGCCGGGAUUUCCUUGUCCCAUCGUGCUCUAGCGACUCCUUGUGGCGGGCCGGGCGCCUCCAAGCUGACUUCAGUCGCCAGCUGGACGGUGUUUCCUCCGACACAUUGGUGCGGCUGGCUUCCGGGUUAAGCGAGCAGUGUGUCAAUAAGCAGUGCGGCUUGGCAGGGUCGUGUUACGGAGGACGCAUGGCUCUCAACCUUCGCCUCUCCCGAGUCCGUAGGGGAGUUGCAGAUUGGGGAGGAAAAGGGGUAAAAGUAAAAAUUAUAUUUACAAAAAAUAAGAAUAUGGUCCUAUUGCGUAUGGUGGUCCUAUAGAUGCGGUAAAAGGGUCAAUCGGACUUGACCAAAAUUGCCAUUGAAACGCGUGGGAGAAAGGGCUCCUCAUUGCCCCCCAGCAAAAUUACCCUACAUUUAGGCUAUUGUUUAUGUGUGUAUUUCACACUAUGUUGAGGUAAAUAUCGGAGUAUAAUACUUGUAUAGAUGUCAACCCCAACACAUGUUCAUGUCAUCAUUACCAAUCAACUGCAUUACAGUUAAAAACUACUUGGACUACAAACGGGAGUGAUCAUUUAGCAGUCACUUCUUUUAAACCUGAAAAGUGACAACUUCUACAUGUUAUGCAGCGAAAACAGCCAAAUAUAUCCAAAUUGGACUUAAGUAACCACAUUGUGGGCCUGUUACAAUACAUACAUCUUGACGGAUUUGAUGAAUAUCCAUUUUGUUAGAUCAGAUUUGUUGAAUGUGCGCCAAUCUGGUCAAUGGAACGUUCCAUUGACUCCUUUACCGCAUACUAUUGCGUAUGACCCCUAGGGAGCAAUACAGUUAUUUUUACCGCAGUCAUAGGCUGAAUCUCAAACAGAGCCCUUUAUCGAGUGGCCACUUGCUGUUGUGUUCGAUAGAGAUCACUCGAGUCUGCAAGUGUUUUUCGCCAAAAUGAGCAUUGAGACGAUGCACACUCGACGUCCCUACUUACACUUAUCAAUAUUCAAAAAUUCUAAAUCCAUUCACAAGCAUUGUCUCCCGCGACCUGUCUUGUGCAUGACUCACUCGUUCUGAAACAUGGGCACUGGGACAGAAGCAUGCUCUGAUAGACAGUGAAAAAGUUGUACAAACAAAACAACAUCUCUCUACUCCUGCACAAAAUAUGUGCAAGAAUAUCAUUGCCAGUGAUUUCAUCAGCUGAUUUAGCUUGUUGUAGCCUGCCUGCUGCUAGCUAGCUUCACUGACAAACACAGGGAUGGAAUGUUAGCUAGCUCGCUAAGGAUGUUGGGAACUGCACUGGUAAACAGCGUGUAGCUUGUCACUUAUUUACGAUAGUUUCACAGAUUGCUGAUGAAGUUGUAGACAUGUUCCCAGCAAUCAGUUCAUAUUUCAGCAUGUUUCCAAAGCACCAAUCGUUACGUUGUGACAUUGGGUCAGAAACCCAGCCUAAAACCCCAAAGAGCAAGCAAUGCAGAUGUAGAAGCACGGUGACUAGGAAAAACUCCCUAGAAAGGCAGGAACCUAGGAGAGGAACCAGGCUCUGAGGGGUGGACAAUCCUCUUCUGGCUGUGCCGGGUGGAGAUUAUAAGAGUAGAUGGCCAGAUUGUUCUUCAAGAUGUUCAAACGUUCAUAGAUGACCAGCAGGGUCAAAUAAUAAUCACAGUGGUUAUAGAGGGUGCAACAGGUCAGCACCUCAGGUGUAAAUGUCAGUUGGCUUUUCAUAGCAUUUAGAGGUUGAGAGAGCGAGGUUGAGGGGGAGGGAGACAAACAGCAGGUCCGGGACAAGGUAGUGAACAGGUCAGGGUUCCAUAGCCACAGGCAGAACAGUGGAAAUUGGAUCAGCAGCACUGGACCAGUGCUCCAUUACCCAGACAUCUGUGGCCUAUUUCAAAACUCCACCGCUCUCUCUAACUCAAAACAACACAACAUUAACUAGUGCUAUUUUCACACAUCCCUCCAACUCAAGUUGCCUCUCACCAGUGCUAUCUGAAAACUCUGUUGCUUCAACACAAUACUGAUCUACGCUUUUCUGACCUGCUUGUCCCAGUACAUGACAGGAAAGCAACACUUUCCUGGAUGAAUAUUUUAAAGGUAUGACUGUAACACAAACCUGGUGCAGCCCUGACCCCGCCUGACCUUAAUAUCACACACACACACACAUGCACACACACACACACACACACACACACACACACACACACACACACACACACACACACCUUAACCUCAGUCUUCACAUAAAAUUGUAUUUGUCACAUGCUUUGUAAACAACAGGUGUAGACUAACAGUGAAAUGCUUACUUAGGGGCCCUUCCCUACAAUACAGAGAGAAAGAAAUAGAGAAAUAAUAGAAAAGUAAAAUAUGUAAUAAUAAAUACACAAUGAGUAACGAUAACUUGGCUAUAUACACAGGGUACCAGUACCGAGUCGAUGUGCAGGGGUACGAGGUAAUUGAGGUAGAUAUGUACAUAUAACUAGGAAUAAAGUGACAGAUAAUAAACAGUAGCAGCAGAUUAUGUGAUGAGUCAAAAAAGUUAGUGCAAAAAGGGUCAAUGCAGAUAGUUAAAUAGUUAACCAAAUAGCUACCCGGACUAACUAUUUAGCAGUCUUAUGGCUUGGGGAUAGAAGCUGUUCAGGAUCCUGUUGGUUCCAGACUUCAGUGCAUCAGUACCACUUUCCGUGCGGUAGCAAAGAGAACAGUCAUGACUUGGGUGGCUGGAGUCAUUUUUUUACGGCCUUCCAACUGACACUGCAGGUAUAGAGGUCCUGGAUGGCAGGGAGCUCGGCACCAGUGAUGUACUGGGCCAUACGCACUACCUUCUGUAGCGCCUUGCGGUCGGAUGCCAAGCAGUUGCCAUACCAAGUGGAACUUGAAGCUCUCGGCCCGCUCCACUACAGCCUUGUGUCUUGCUGACAUUGAGGGAGAGGUUAUUGUCCUGGUCAGAGACCUCCUCCUUAUAGGCUGUCUCAUCGUCGUCUGUGAUCAGGCCUACCACCGUCGUGUCGUUGGCAAACUUAAUGAUGGUGUUGGAGUCGUGCGUGGCCACGCAGUCAUGGGGUAAACAGGGAGUGGCGGAUGUGUUGUUGCCUACCCUCACCACAUGAGGGCGGUCCCUUCGGAAGUCCAGGAUCCAGUUGCAGAGGGAGGUGUUCAGUCCCAGGGUCCAUAGCUUAGUGAUGAGCUUGGAGGGCACUAUGGUGUUGAACGCAGAGCUGUAGUCAAUGAACAGUAUUCUCACAUAGGUGUUCUUCUUGUCCAGGUAGGAAAGGGCAGUGUGCAGUGUAAUAGAGAUUCUGUGGAUAUGUUGGGGUGGUAUGCGGAUUGGAGUGGGUCCAGGGUGUCUGGGAUGAUGGUGUUGAUGUGAGACAUGACCAGCCUUUCAAAGCAUUUUAUGGCUACAGAUGUGAGUGCUACGGAGCGACAGUCAUUUAGACAGGUUACCUUGGCGUUCUUGGGCACAGGGACUAUGGUGGUCCACCUGAAACAUGUAGGUAUUACAGACUGGGUCAGGGACAGGUUGAAAAAUGUCAGUGAAGACACUUGCCUGCUGGUCAGCCCAUGCUCUGAGUACGCGUCCUGGUAAUCCGUCUGGCCUAGCGGCCUUGUGAAUGUUAACAUGUUUAAAGGUCUUACUCACUUCGGCUACAGAGAGCGUGAUCACACAGUUGUCCAGAACAGCUGGUGCGCUCAUGCAUUGUUCAGUGUUGCUUGCCUCAAAUCGAGCAUUGAAUGCAUACUACCGUGCUUCGAGCAUGCAAAUUGGAGCACGGGAGGGUCGGAGUAUGAGUCCAAAUCAAAGUAUGCGAAACGGAGCACUUCUCGAAUACGUUCUCUUUUUGUACAUCUUUGGAAGCAUGCAUCGAUGCAAGCUUCAUUGGAAAGUAUGCACAGAAAUAUGAUGCAACCACGUAAUGUUUUUUGCAACAUUUCUUUAAAUCAAUGACGGCCAUUAUUUGAGCUAAAGCGAGAGAAAAUAGACUUUCAUAUGUUGUAAUUGUCAUGGUGUAAUUAUGGCCCAAAUAUAUUUUGGCUGGUAAAAAAUCUGAGUGGCUGGUAGAUUUUUCCAUCUACCUGCCAUAGUGGCUGGUGGACCAAAAAGUUACUUACAGGCCAUGGUGCUGAUAUUCGGAUGUCUGACUCUUUCCGACCAUACCGACUGGACUUUCAUGGCCGGCAGUGGCACAUACAGUGCAUUCAAUAAGUAUUCACACCCCUUUACUUUUUCCGCAUUUUGUUGUUACAGCCUGAAUUUAAAAUUGAUUUAAUUUAGAUUUUGUGUCACUGGCCUACACACAAUACCCAUAACGUCAAAGUGGAAUUAUGUUUUUUGACAUUUUUACCAAUUCAUUUAAAAUGAAAAGCUGAAAUGUCUUCAUCAAUAAGUAUUCAACCCCUUGUUAUGGCAAGCCUAAAUAAGUUCAGGAGUAAAAAUGUGCCUACAAGUCACAUAAUAAGUUGUAUGGACUCACUCUGUGUGCAAUAAUAGUGUUUAACAUGAUUUUUGUAUGAUUACCUCAUCUCUGUACCCCACACACACAAUUCUCUGUAAGGUCCCUCAGUCGAGCAGUCAAACACUGAUUCAACCACAAAGACCAGGGAGGUUUUCCAAUGCCUCGCAAAGAAGGGCACCUAUUGGUAGAUGGGUAAAAAAAAAAGCAGACAUUGAAUAACCCUUUGGGCAUGGUGAAGUUAUUAAUUACACUUUGUAUGGUGUAUCAAUACACCUUCCUAACUUAGUUGCCGAGAGGAAGGAAACCGCUCAGGGAUUUCACCAUGAGGCCAAUGGUGACUUCUAAAAACAGUUACAGAGCUUAAUGGCUGUGAUAGGAGUAAACUGAGGUUGGAUCAACAUCAUUUUAGUUACUCCACAAUACUAACCUAAAUGACAGAGUGAAAAGGAGGAAGCCUGUACAGAAUAAAAAUAUAACAAAGCAUGCAUCCCUUUUGCAAUAAAUCUAUGGCAAAUAUUGUACAAUCCAGGUGUGCAAAGCUCUUAGAGACUUACCCAGAAAGACUCACAGAUGUAACUCACAGCUGUAAUCGCUGCCAAAGGUGAUUCUAACAUGUAUUGACUCAGGGGUAUGAAUACUUAUGUAAAUUAGAUUUCUGUAUUUCAUUUUCAAUAAAUGUGCAAACAUUUCUACAAACAUGUUUUCACUUUGUCAUUAUGGCAUAUUGUAUGUAGAUGGGUGAGAGAAAACAAUCCAUUUAAUCCAUUUUGAAUUCAGGCUGUAACACAAGAAAAUGUGGAAUAAGUCAAUGAGUAUUAAUACUUUCUGAAGGCACUGUAGGUGAUACAGAAGCACACAGAUAGCACUCCUCAGGUUACAUUUAAUCAGUAAUUUACGUUAGCAUAAAGGAAAUUAGCUUAGGAGAUCACUCCACCACACUCAGUAGUUUAGUUUAGCAUCACUCCUUUCACAUAGGAUCAUCCCUCCACAGCCAUGCAGAACAUUAGCUUAGCAUCAUCUCUCCACACUCAAAUAGUAGGCUAGUUUAGCUAAGCAUCAUCACCCACAGCUGUGCUUGUCCUUCAAAUCUCCUCUGGGAGUUUUCAGACACCACAGGCAAUAUCACUAGACCAGAAUGUAUUUGUCUGGGAAUGCUUAAAUAGACUUUGCUCUGAUUGUAUUUGUGUCAUGGAGGAGGGGGCCAAUUCAAAGGCAUACUUAAAGUUAUACUUGUCAUAUGUUAUACAGACAGCUUCCAUCAGCUACACUUAGAGUUAAAAUUCAAGCAUGUAUACCAAACAGAAAGUUGAAAUGGUGAGGAUAAGUGGCAGGAUAAGUAGGAGUCUCAUUUGAAUUUCAUGAUAAUAUGCAAAUCCUCCCCAUUGCUAUCUCAGUAACAAUGUCAAGGAUUUUGUGGAUUCUUGAACCACUUAUUCAUCGUGAAUAUAUUCAUAAAAAAUAUAAGAUGGACAGACUCAGAAAGACCCCCUUGAUAGGCUUAGACAAGAUUCUGAAAACGUUGCUGCCAAGAUUGAGCAAAUCUCUCCUUUCCCGUGUGAUGUGAGUGUGUGUGUGUGCGCCUGUGUCUGCGUGUGUACUGUGUGCUUGUGUGUGUGUGUGUGUGUGUGUGCGUUGGUUCAGGUCAGAUUCCAGUAGCACUUGAUUGUUACUGGAGAUUAACUGGACACUGGGCACAGGAGUGAAGCGGAUUAUGACGAGGUCAGAGUCUGGGUUGUCUCUCGCUCGCUCUCUCUCUAUACUAUUCUCUCGCUCUUUCUUUCUCACUCUUGCUCUCACUCUAUUCUCUCUUUCUCUAUCUCUCUCUUUCUCUCUCUUUCCUUCUUCCUCUCCUUGUUUGAGGAAGCACUAGAGAGGAUGAAGAGAGAGCAGUACUGCUGAUUGUUUUAUGUUUGCAGGUUAAGACCUUGUAAAACUGACCUUGUAAAGGUAACAAUGAUAGUCUUUGUUGUCAUUUCUCACGCACUCCUUCCUGCUUCUUCCCUUCACUCCCUCCAUUCACCUCUCACACCCUCAAACUAUCACCUUACCCUAAAUCUCACCCCCGGCCCCAAACCACCCCCCACUUUUUCACCUUGUCACAUCCCCUCUCUCUCUCUCUCUCUCUCUCUCUCUCUCACCCACCCCCUGUCCCCUACACUGUUUGACCCUUCACCCCUCCCUGUCUGCUAUUUUUACCCCUCCUUCUCUCGCCCCACCCCUACCCCUGCAGAUAGUGCGUGAGAGUGACACCAACCAUGAUGGCUUGCUGGACUUUGAGGAGUUCUCUCAGUACCUGUGGGCCCACGAAAAGGAACUGCGGCUCAUGUUCCACACACUGGACCGCAACCACGACGGUCGGCAUUGCCACCUCACUCACACAUGCGCCUUACGCACAUACACACGCACACACAUUUACAUUUUACAUUUUUGUCAUUUAGCAGAUGCUCUUAUCCACACCCACAGAAAAUAAGUAUUUAAAUAACAAUUAUAAACUGGGUUGUUCGAGGCCUGAAUGCUGAUUGGCUGACAGCCGUGGUAUAUCAGACCGUAUACCAUGGGUAUGACAAAACAUGUAUUUUUACUGCACUAAUUAAGUUGGUAACCAGUUUAUAAUAGCAAUAAGGCACCUCUGGGGUUUGUGGUACUUUGUCCUUUCACUCGCAAAACACUGUUUAAAUUGUUCAUACAUGCACAGAGCAUUCUAUGUCACAUUGCACUGUUAUGGUAAUUUAUCAGAAUGUGUGGUAUCACUGCAUGAAUGGUCUUUAGUAUCAUACCACAUUGUUGCAUGUGGUUCACAUAGUAGUCACACACACACACAUUUACAUUUACAUUUAAGUCAUUUAGCAGACGCUCUUAUCCAGAGCGACUUACACAUCACUGUGCUCCAACUGUACUGUAUGCCUGUAUGUACAUAUUACAUAUUGUAGGCACUGAUGGGAUUCACUGUUUAUGCAGGGCGCAUUGAUGUCGGGGAGAUUCAACAAUCGCUGCACAACCUGGGACUGGAGGUGUCCACAGAACACGCCAUCAAAAUACUACAGAGGUGUGUGUUUGUAAGCAUGUGUGUGUGUCUGUUUAUAAGCUUGUGGGUGUGUCUCUGUGUGUGUGUGUUCACACUGCUCUGUGUGUGUGUGUGUGUUCUAUCAGUAUGGACAGGGACGGCACCAUGACUAUCAACUGGAAUGAGUGGCGAGAUCACUUCCUGUUUAACCCUCUUCACAACAUGGAGGGCAUCGCCCACUACUGGAAACACUCUCUGGUCAGUCAGUACUGCCUAUCUAUGCCUUCUAUCUCUACACUCUCUGGUUUAGAACUUUGCUUGACAUGAAGUAGCACAGAUAGCAUUACAUGGAAUUUUCAGUUGAUGUAAUAAAAUGUAAUUACAGAGUAACUAUAGAAACUAAUAAUUUAGCCAGUAUCCUUUCAUUACAACUUUGGCCAUUUUCUCGAUCUCUGUUAUAUAAAUUUGGAUGCCAUUAUCUGUCAAUAAAGUUUAUUUCACUGACCAGUGUUUCUCUGUGAUUUCUCAGAUGUUUGACAUCGGAGAGCACAUGACAGUGCCGCCAGAGUUUUCCCAGCAAGAGCGCCAGUCGGGGGUAGUGUGGAGGCAGCUGGUUGCCGGGGCGAUGGCGGGGGCGGUGUCACGGACAGGAACCGCCCCCCUCGACCGUCUCAAGGUCUUCCUACAGGUGAAGGGUUACUGUUGUGUUUACUACAGAGGUUAGAGGUCAGUGCAGUGCUGAUUAGUAUAAUCAGGUGUGUUAGAGCAGGGCUGGAACAGUAGCUCUCCAGGAGGAGGGUUGGCCACCCCUGAUGUACAGUAUGUUAUUAGAGUUACUAACCCUGCUGUCUCUCUAGGUGCAUGGCUCCAGCUCUAAGGGGAUCAACCUGUGGACGGGGCUGAGGGGGAUGGUCCAGGAGGGGGGUGUACGAGCUCUCUGGAGGGGCAACGGCAUCAACGUCCUCAAAAUAGCCCCAGAGUCUGCCAUCAAGUUCAUGGCCUACGAACAGGUGAGGGAUACAAAUGUAUACAAAUGUGAGUGUAAGAGGCCCCAGAGGUUGAUUUGGAUUUAUUAUGGACCAAUGUAAGGAGAACACUGAUACACACAUUUUACAUUUAUGUCAUUUUAGCAGACGCUCUUAUCCAGAGCGACUUACAGGAGCAAUUAGGGUUAAGUGCCUUGCUCAAGGGCACAUCGACAGAUUUUUCACCUAGUCGGCUUGGGGAUUAGAACCAGCGACCUUUCGGUUACUGGCACAACGCUCUUAACCACUAAGCUACCUGCUACAAGUUCUGGUGUAUGGGGUAGUCAUUAGUGAAGCAUAGGAAUGAAGGAGUCACACACACAAUGAGGUGUGAAAUGUUGCUCACACACACACACUCUGUUUCUCACCCUGUCAGACACACCCUCACACACCCUGUGUCUCUACGUGUUAUGUCUCUGACUCUCCUCCUCCACCCCAGUGUGACUCACAUAUUCCCCCCUCACCCCCGUCUCCCCCACCUCCCCCUCACUUUGUAUCCCUGCCUCCCCCACCUCCCACAAUCUAUCCCCCUCACCCCUUAAUCCCUGUAUAUCCCUGCCUCUCUUCCACCUGCCUGUCUCUCCUCUCCCCCUGUCUCCCCUCACUCCUCCAUCCUAGAUCAAGUGGUUGAUCAGGGGCAGAAAUGAAGCGGGUACUCUGCGGGUGCAGGAGAGGUUCAUCGCUGGCUCUCUGGCUGGAGCCACCGCACAGACCAUCAUCUACCCUAUGGAGGUGAGCGAGGGGAGACAGACAGACAGAAAGAUAGACAGAUGUUUUAUCGCAUAAAGAAACAUAGGACUUUUCUCUCAUUUUCCUUCUCUUCCUUGCACACCCUCUCUCUUUCCCCUCUCUCCCUCCCCAGGUGCUGAAGACUCGUCUGACCCUGAGGAAGACUGGCCAGUACUCUGGCAUGGCAGACUGUGCCCGUCAGAUCCUGAGGAAGGAGGGGGUCCGAGCCUUCUACAGGGGCUACGUGCCCAACACACUCGGCAUCAUACCGUAUGCUGGCAUAGACCUGGCCGUCUACGAGGUGUGUGUGAGAAAGUGUGUGUGUGUGUGUGUGUGUGUGAGAGAGAGUAGGGCUGUCCCUGACCCCCAAAAAUAUUUGUUGUCUGUCGUCUAUCAACCGUCGUCUAUCGAUUGGUCAACAUUUUUAAACUUUUAUUUUUCCAUGUAUAGACACACCUUAUAUGUUUUAAUAAAAUCAACGAUAUGCACUGAGCUAGUCUGAUGCUUUAAGUGCACUGCUUUUAUUAAAUAAUUAAGACACACAAAUGACUCAAGAGGGAGCCAGAGAUCAAGAUAACCGUGGCCUCUGUAAUGGAUUAGUCCACCGAGACAGGUGUGAGUCAGACAGGUGUCUCGUCUGCCAUAAAAUAAAAUAAAUGUCGUCCAACAGCCUAUCAACCAAACAAUCAACCAGUCGACUAAAUGGGGUCAGCCCUGUGUGUGUGUGUGUGUGUGUGUGUGUGUGUGUGUCUGCCAGCUGUGUUUGAUGUUUUCUGGGAAAGCUAAUCCUCAUCACUGUCUCUGUCCCUUGUACUCAGGGGAAUGCCAGUCAGUAUGUAUGCUGCUGUUACUGUGUCCCAGCUCUCUCGUAAAAAUGACUUUUAUGUGUUUAAGUGAACUUUGGGUUUUACAUUUACUAGCUGUCAAUGAGCUGUGGUUCUCUCUACUAUGUCCUCAUUUUUUGGACGCAAUAAAAUAUCUGUCAAAUUAACUGAAUGAUCCAUCUAUCCCUUUGCUUAUUCCUCUCUCGUUUCCACUCUCACACCCCUCUACACCUCCUCUCUCUUUUCUUUUCUUUUUUCCUUGUCUCUUUCCUUUCCCCCCCUCCUCUUCUCUCUCUUCCCCUCCCCCUUUAAGACGUGGAUGUCGAUUAAGGCAGCCCCCCGCACCUCUCUGAUUCAGAGGGGUUGGGUUAAAUGCGGAAGACACAUUUCAGUUGAAUGCAUUCAGUUGUACAACUGACUAGGUAUCCCCCUUUCCAUCUCAGACUCUGAAGAAUGCCUGGCUCCAGCGGUACUGUAAGGGCUCUGCUGACCCGGGGGUGUUGGUGCUGCUGGGCUGUGGUACUGUGUCUAGUACCUGUGGACAACUGGCCUCCUACCCCCUGGCCCUCAUUAGAACACGUAUGCAGGCCCAGGGUGAGACUGGUGUACAACUGAACUACAAUUCUAACUUCUACCUUACUACAUAACAUAGAUUAUAUUACAUAGAUAAUAUAGAUUCUGUUACAUUCUAUAACAUUCUAUAACAAAUGAAUUACUACCUACCAUAUCAACCUAUUACCCUAUAUAUAUUACUGUAUGGGCUAUCCAAACAGAAAAUAUAAUUAAAAACUUGGUCACAAAAAAUUUGCAAAAUAAACUAUAUGCAGUAGCAUUUUGAUAACUGAAUCAAUAUUGUUAUCAGUUGUUCAUAGUCAUUAGUUAUCUAUUAAUAGCUAACUAACGGAUAUAACUGAACUGAACAACAGACGUUUUCUCCCUCUUUCCCUCUUCCCACCAGCCUCCACUGAGGGCGGGCCCAAGCUGUCCAUGGUCGGUCAGUUCAAGCACAUCAUAUCACAUGACGGGGUACCUGGGCUCUACCGCGGCAUCGCCCCUAACUUCCUGAAGGUCAUUCCUGCUGUCAGCAUCUCGUACGUGGUUUACGAACACAUGAAGAAGUCCCUGGGGGUGAGCUCGUAG